GCUUAAAUAAACUCAAACGCUAUUAAACGAUUUCCAAAUAAUUUGAAGACGCUAUCAAUUAUAAACGAUUACAAAAUAUUAAAUGGCAAUGACUAUCGUUCUUAUCUUGAGUGCUGUUAUCUCUAAACUACGAAAUCAUAAUUUUUUUCCCGGUCACGCGCAGAAAAAAAACUCCACGUCACGUGUAAAAAUAAAUUAAUCUACACGUGUGACUAAAAUGUUAUUUACCGUUUCAAAUAUUUUUCAAUUGAGUGUCAAUUUUUUUGAUAUUUAAAUAAGCGAGUUGAGUUCACCAGUACAUUUUCUUCAUAAUGUAUCGACAUCUAAGAAUUAUCUGUCCCAGUCAAAGGUCAAACAUUUCAUUAAAAAACCUUGUAGAAAGUUUUAAACGAAUUUCAAGCCACAACUAUGCAUUCCACGAAAAUCAAGAACCUUCCGGCAAAGGUUCUGAAAACGGAAAGAAAUUCGAAAGAUACAUUGUCUACGGCGCAAUCACAUCAGCUCUAGGCGUCUAUUAUUUAUACAAUCAUUCAGCAUUUAAGGAAGUACAUGCCUUCGAGCCAGAAAGACAAGUAUGUGGAACUCGAAGGAGCGAUUUGCGAACGUUUUCUGCUGAAGAAGUUGGAAAGCAUGAUAAUAAGGAAUCCGGAAUUUGGGUCUCCUAUAAGGAAGGAGUCUAUGACAUAACAGAUUUUGUCGAAAAGCAUCCUGGAGGUCCCAAGAAAAUAAUUAUGGCUGCUGGCAGCUCGAUUGAACCAUUUUGGAAUAUAUUUGCGAAUCAUCAUCAAGACGAUAUUUACCAAUUGCUCGAAUCCAUGAGAAUUGGCAAUCUUUCAACCGAGGAUGUUAGUUCUGAUCAAGAUAAUUCGGAUGAUCCUUAUGCUAAGGAACCUAAACGGCACAAAGCCCUGAAAAUUAAUGGGCAUAAGCCAUUUUGUGCUGAACCUCCUGCUGCUUUGUUGAUCGAGAGUUUCAUCACACCUGCGGAACUAUUUUACGUGAGAAAUCAUCUGCCAGUUCCUGAAAUCGAUAUAAAAGAUUACGCGCUGGAAUUGGCAAUUGAAGAGGACACAAAAAAGGCCUUGAAGUUGAACGAUUUGAAGAAAUAUCCUAAGUACACUGUAACGAGUGCAAUAAUGUGCGGAGGCAAUCGAAGAUCAGAAAUGGCAGAGGAAAAAAAUUUAAAAGGAUUAAGUUGGAGUGUAGGUGCUGUUGGAAAUGCAACUUGGUCUGGUGCGAGACUCUGCGAUGUUUUAAAAUCUCUAGGAAUCGAUGAAGAAAAAUACAAUCACGUCCAGUUUGAGGGUUUAGAUUUCGAUCCAUCAGGUUCACCCUAUGGUGCAAGCAUCCCCAUAGGCAAAGCACUGGAUCCUAGAGCAGAUGUCAUCCUCGCUUAUGAAAUGAAUGGAAGUCCGAUUCCUCUCGAUCACGGAUAUCCGGUUCGGGUAAUUGUUCCAGGAGUUGUUGGCGCUAGGAACGUAAAAUGGCUAGGAAAAAUCGUAAUUUCAAAAGAGGAAAGCCAUUCGCAAUGGCAACGAGGAGACUACAAAGGAUUUUCUCCCAGCACAACUUGGGAAAACGUCGAUUUCUCAAAGGCUCCUGCAAUUCAAGAAAUGCCCGUUACUUCCGCUAUUUGCGUUCCUAGCUCAAAAGAAAAAGUCGAGAUCAAGAAUGGAAAAAUUAGUGUCAAAGGUUACGCUUGGUCAGGAGGAGGCAAAAAAAUAAUUAGAGUCGAUGUGACUGCAGACCGGGGUGAAACUUGGCACACAGCAGAUUUAGUGGCAGAAGAUCCAAAAGCAAAACCAGGUCGAUAUUAUAGCUGGAGUUUGUGGAGUCUAGAAUUGCCAGUUGAUCCAAAGAAAAAAGAAGUAGAGAUCUGGGCAAAAGCUGUCGACUCCUCCUACAAUGUACAACCUGAGAGUUUCAAAAACAUCUGGAAUCUCCGAGGAUUUCUUUGCAACGCUUAUCACAGAGUCAAGGUUCAAUUAAAACGAUAGCUCUUGACUAUUAAGUGAAAAAAUGAAAAGAGAUUAAUGGUAUUUACUCAUAUUUAUAAGGAAAUAGUACUUAAAUACCUAAAGAGUGAGAUCCCGGUAAUUAAGGUAUGAAAUACGUAAAAUAGUUCAUUUAACCCUGAAAGCCGUAAAAUUACUUAAAGAGCAGACUGGGUGUUCGACACCCAAGGGUAUUCAAACCUAUGCUGUGCCGACGGUAUUGGAUAGUUUUUUUUACAAGAAAAUCAAUUAAUGAUGUUUAAUCUAUCUAGUUUAAGGAGAAAAAGGUUCCAUAACAGUUUUUGAAAUAUCAAGUAGUUAAAAAAAUGCUUUUUGGAAAAAAAAUAAAAAAAUGACUUCUUUCACUUUAAAAUUCGUAACUUUAUAAGUUUUUGAUAGUAUUACUUAAAAUUUUACUUGAAUACUUCCGAGAUACGGCGCUUCAAAAAUCAAAUUAGUCUUAUAGUAUUCGCUCCAAAGAAGGUAUUUAUUCUAAAAAAUAAAAGCUUCAAUUCAAUGAAAAAUGAAAUACCUUACUUUGCGUAAUUAAACGAUUUUCUUGAUCUUAAACUGAAUAUAAAAAUUAUAAGAAUCAAAAUUAUGUGAAAAUAACAUAGAAAAAUAAGUUUUCAUAACAUUUUUUAAUGUGGCACCAUAUGUUCCAUUUUCUUGAAUUUGGUACGUUUUGUUAAAGCGCAAACAAGUUUCAGGGUCUUUUACACCCAGAAUGCCCUUUAAGGGUUAAAUAGAUA
Messenger RNA from Belonocnema kinseyi, 2746 nucleotides. It is a transcript of the gene shop, whose product is annotated as sulfite oxidase. NCBI's taxonomy places the organism in Eukaryota, Metazoa, Arthropoda, Insecta, Hymenoptera, Cynipidae. The record is from RefSeq and is a predicted model, not a curated record. Gene Ontology annotation, cellular component: mitochondrion. Bases 312 to 1997 code for a protein of 561 amino acids. Gene Ontology annotation, molecular function: oxidoreductase activity; molybdenum ion binding; heme binding. The transcript has 6 exons.